Hyphopichia burtonii NRRL Y-1933 is the source of this 438-nucleotide messenger RNA. RefSeq lists its product as uncharacterized. The record is from RefSeq and is a predicted model, not a curated record. Bases 1 to 438 code for a protein of 145 amino acids. Gene Ontology annotation, biological process: mitochondrial electron transport, NADH to ubiquinone. The transcript has a single exon. NCBI's taxonomy places the organism in Eukaryota, Fungi, Ascomycota, Pichiomycetes, Serinales, Debaryomycetaceae.
AUGCAACGUGCCGGUGUUUCCUUGCUCAAUAUCAGUAGAAAUAAAUCAGAAUCAGUUACUGGAUUAACUAGACCGGAAUUAGAACAAAACCCAAUUGCAGAACAAGCUCCAAAUAGAGCAGAACCAUGGUCCCAAACUCAAGAAUCAAGAGCAGAAGUUAUUGCUCGUCAUCCACAAAGAUUUAUCCAGAAAGAAUUGGAGUCCCAACCAAGACCUUAUGCUGCCAUUGACUUGAUUGCUCAAGAACCAGUCAGAUACUUAACCCACGAAGAAGGUAAUGUGGCUGUUUGUGAUGGUAAUAGAGGUAAUACUUUACAAGGUCAUCCUAAAGUUUUCAUUAACUUGGACCAACCAAAAGCUGCCACUUGUGUUUAUUGUGGUUUGAGAUACGCUAAAGAAGAACAUAAAGAUCUUAUUGAAAAUGGUCAUCAUCAUUAA